Molecule: messenger RNA, 4367 nt
Organism: Aphis gossypii (cotton aphid)
Lineage: Eukaryota; Metazoa; Arthropoda; Insecta; Hemiptera; Aphididae
Product: phospholipase D C
Exons: 2
Coding region: 846-2840 (664 amino acids)
Biological process (GO): chromatin remodeling
Cellular component (GO): cytoplasm; nucleolus; nucleoplasm
Molecular function (GO): chromatin binding; RNA binding; histone binding
Source: RefSeq, a predicted model, not a curated record
CGGUGGGCGGCGGGUCGGUGGGUGAGCGCUGGCAGCGCGGCGGCCGUGGCGCGGCACCGGUGGCGGGGGUAACAGCAACAGCGAAGGAGCGUCGUCAACAACAGCGGCGGCGGCGGCGGCAGUGUUAUUCACGAGCAACGCGCCGUAGCGUUCCGUAGCCAGCCGCCACACACACUGUGCGUCCAGCUCGUCCGAGCGCUCACAAACACGACGACGUCUCUCGCGCGCGCUAGAAUUUUUUUUUAAAUUCGUGCAGCUGCUGCAGCACGCCGCGAUUAAUUAUUUUUUUUUUGUUCUCUCUUUCCGCGUCCAACGCGUUCUGCCGACGUCGCAAAGAAAACAAUAAUAAUAUAUUUUAUUUUUUCCAAUCGUCCGUCGCGAACGGAUUUGCGAUUUUAAAUUUUUCCCCAACCGUCACCGACGACAGGCAGGGGCCUGUCCGAUAUUCCGUGUAAUAAAUCAUAUAAUAAUAAUAUUAUUAUAUAUUAUUGUACACGUCCAUCGCAUACUUCUGCGGUAUCACGUUUUACGUUUUACCGCCGUCGCACUGUCGUCAGAGUAAUCGCCCGAACGACGUUCGCGAUCCGGGGCUGCACACGCACGUCUGUCCUUCAGUCAAGACGGAGUUUCACGCAGACGAACCCCGGUGGACGGAAACCACUGUCAUCGCAGGCGUUAGCCGUAUAUGAUGUUGGCCCGGCGCCGGAGACGCCGAUACCGACGUGACAACGCCACAGCGACCGUAAGGAAGACAGUAGUAGCAGUGACCAGUGGAGCAGCAUCAGCAGCAGCGACAUCGACUGUUGGACACAUCAGCAGUGCAUUAGUGACGAACGGCAGCAGACAUGACAACGACGGUGGGUCUUCUGUCUCCCUUGUUGCCUCCGACCGCAGUCACCGCUGCCGUAGCCGAAGAGCACCAGCAACAGGAUUAUUAUUACGUCCCUCCGCCGCAGCCGACUCGCGUCGUACGCAUGAAAAUGUGGAGUGACGACGACGACGAAAACAAUUAUUGCGCCGACGAUAAUUCGACGAAUAGUUUCUUAUUACUGAACAACAUGGGUAUUCAUGUUCCUCCGAUGACAACGAUAAAUACAAGCAUGUCAAAUGAAACUGGCAGUGAAUCAAAUGCGUGUAAAAGACGGUUAUCCUCGUCAUUAGAAAAUGAUCAUAUUCCUAAAAUAGCUAGGCGUAUGCUUAAUAACGAGGACCUUUUGCAAAAUGAUCACAUUGUCGAGCAAUUGGAUACGGCGUCUCGACUAGACGAAGACGACGCGACAUCAUCAAUUGUUGCAGCUAUAGCGGCCGUUACUGAUGAUUCCGAUUGCAGUAUUGACGACGACGAUGACGAUGAAGACGAUGACGACGACGAAGACGACGACGACGAUCAAUAUUUGCCGGCCGGCAGUUUGUCACUAUCCUCGUCCAACAGUAGCAACGUCACAAACUCCACAAAUUCUUCGUCACUAUCGCCCUCCCAACAGCAUCACGCUCAGAAUCAUUGGAGGCAAAAUCACCAACAACAGCAAACCAUCAAAUGCGACACUAACGGUAAGUGUUAUUUGGAUUUAGGUAGCGGUGGUAGCAGCACAACGCUGACAACGACCAUGACUACGAUGCAACCGCGAAUCAACAGUGAACCGGAAUGUUGUGAACUGGGGCGUUGUGUACCUUCAACGCAGUGCUACAGACGGCGCAGAGCCGCAGUAUUUGACGCUUCAAUGCGCAAAUUAGGAAAAUCGAGCGGUGGGUCUGGAAGUAGCAGCUCACAACAGAGCUGUGAAGCUGGACUCCGGAGGUCCGUUCUCAUUUGCAACACGUUAAGAUUGAUCGAACGUGAAAUGUCACGAGAAGCUGCUGCCGCUGCGCAACAGGCUCAACAACGGCGUUGCUGUGCAUCGACAACGUCGAACACGUCACAGCAAAUGAUACAACAGCAACAAAUCGAUGUUUCACACCAACACAACAACCAUAACAGCAACAACAACAGACGAUCUCCUACACCGUACCCAUCGGAAUACAGAAAUGGCCGACCGGAAAUGAUGGUCGAUCAUAACAGCAGUAGCAGUAGCAGCAGCAGCAGCAGUAGCAGCACAACCGAUUCCAUAGACUCUGGUGUUGACGACGAAUACUAUUACGACGAAGACGAAGAAGACGACGAUCAUCAUAGCCAUAACACAGGGAUGGCAAAUAAUCAUCAGGAUCUAAACAAUCAUCAUCUCCAAUAUUACCAUUUAAACGGAAGUAUCGAAGACUGUGACAAUUAUAUUAAUUCUGACGAUUACGACGAAGACGACGAUGAUGAAGACGACGAAGACGAAACUAAUAAUUCGCCUUUAACGGAACUACAAAUUUAUGAUAACAGUUUCAAUAACAAAAGAAACACGGCGUUGAGUAUUGGUGAUAACCAUUGUGACGAUAACAUACUACCACUAAUGGGCAAUAGUAACACGACGACGGUUACGUCUAUCGAUUGGGGUUCAGUUCUAAGUUUGUCGUCGUCGAAUAGCAACAAUAAUGGCAAUAAUUCGCAGUCUACAUCGUCGACUUCGAUAACAAUGAUGAACAAUAUGGAUAGCGAUUGUGAUGAUAUCACAACGAUAAUAUCUUUGCCAAAUCAAGAUCGCAAAUCUCAACAACAUAAACGUAGGAGGCGACACUAUAAACAUCAUUACCAUCAUAGUCAAGUUCAUACGAAACACAGACAUCACCAUUCCCAUAACCACCAGAGGUCGCAAAAACGUCGAGAGCGUGGAGUAGCAUCAUCAUUACCAAUGUCAAAAAACAGGACAACAAAUUAUCAAGUACUGUCCCAAGUAGGUUCUUGUAACAACGAAUAGAUAAUCUACAUAUUUUAUAAUCGCAAUAAUACGCUCAUUGGAAAUUUGCUUCAAACUUUUAAAAAAGCAUCAACACUAUGGUGUCUGACUUUGAUGUUACAAUGGCAAACUAUAUUUACCUAGAUGUUUACACGUGUACCUGAUAGAUCACAUAUUAAAUAAUUAUAUUGAAUGUCUACCUACAAAGGUAUGGAUAUGCAAAUAGCAACCGACAAGGAUGGCUGUGUAAUAUUAUAACCACCGGGCAGCUCAAUUAUUAUUAUUAUUUUUUAAUUUUAAUGUAGGUUAUGUUAUACUUUAUUAUCUCUUAUAGUAUAUAUUUAUGCGGACGUAUGUUUUUUUUCAAAAUAAAUAACAACCAAAUAUUACUAAAUUUUCCAUCAUAACACUUUCACCAUAACAAUUAAAUGUUUUGCAAUAAGUAUAUAUAUAUAUAUAUGAAUGCGUUGAUAUUAUGUCAUAUAAUAUGUUAAGAGACUCUUGUUACCAUUUUAAAAGUUUUAUUAUAAUAUAAUAUAUAUAUAAAUUUUUAUAUAUAUAUUAUUAUUAUUAUUAUUUGUCGUAUCGUAAUAUUAGACUUUAAAUUAUUAUAUUACAAUCAAUUGUUUUUAGACUUAGGUUCCAAAUUUCAGUUACAGAUAAGAAUCCCUCCCACAACAAAAUAAUAUUAAUUUAUUAUUAAAUAUUUUAUAGUAUCAAUAUAAAUGUUAACUAUACCUUUGAUUUUUAAUUUGAACCAAAGUUAUUCAAUACACAAUGUGAAAUAUAAAAACAUAUUUUAUCUGAUGCGGCCUAUUUUGUAUUUGACAAUUUUUGAUACGAAAUGUAUCAUUCUAUCCGUCCAUAGGUAAUGAAACACAAGAUAAAAAUUAUCAACUUACAAUAAUUAACAGCUGUAUCUGAACAAAAUUAAUUUAUCGUCCAAAUAGUAACAUUUGUUUUUUUUAUCGAGAUCUCUGUUUUCUUUUAAAACUUUUAUUUGUAUGUAUACAAUCAAUUUGUUUGGUUUUUUUAAAUAAGAAUUAGGGUUUUGGUUAACACUGUAAAUUAAAAGUUGUGUUGUCUACAAAUUCAAUUAUGUACUUAUUAAUAAAAUUACUUUGUAAUUACAGUAUUAUUAAUUUAAAUAAUAAAAUUUAUAAAUAUGUUGAAAAAGCAAUAAUAAUAAGUAAAUUAAAUUAAUUUUUACUCUCUGAAUGCACUGAUGAUGUUUGUUAAUAAUAAUAGUAAAAUAUUGUAAUAUAUUAUUAAUAUCGAAGAGCUGCUCAAUGAACCAAUAUUAGCAACAUUGUUUAUGAAAUUAUGUAAUUAAAAAUAUAAAUUGUAUAGAUAAAUAAGUUAUAAGUAUAAAUAUAUAUAAACGUGUAUAGAUAUAAAAAUCAUAAUGUUUAUCUAAUGAACAGAACAUGUAUAAUGUAUAAUAUAUUAUAUGAUAUUGUUGUGGUAAUUUAAUUGUUUUACCAUAAUCAAAAGUCGAAAAUUACAAUUAUUUUGUUAAAAUAAAUAAAGGAUAGGUAUAUAUGUGAA